AUGGAGUCUCCGUUGGAGACCGCGCCCGGGCCGGGCCCCGAGACCCCAGAGCGCCGCGGGCAGCGCUGCCUGCUGCUGUCUGGCUUCCGAGAGGAGCUGCGGGCGCUCAUGGUCCUGGCGGGCCCCGCGGUGAGUCUGGUGGCCUCGGUUGCAGGCUGGUCCCGGCAGGAUGGGAGUUUGAAGACCCAUAUUGCCAUGGUGCUCGUGCGCCGCCGCACAGAUGGCGCAGCUGGCUCUCGACGGCUCCCGCGGCUCCCGCCUUCUGAGUUGGGACAGAUUGGGGAGCGGCGACCUGAGCGCCUAAGGGGACUCUCUCCCCGGCCUCAACGGGAGAAGAUUAUCAAUGUCACUGGUGUUUCAGUGGGCCAUGGCUUAUCUUCUGCUUGUGACACCCUCAUCUCCCAGACGUAUGGGAGCCAGAACCUGAAGCAUGUGGGCGUCAUCCUGCAGAAGAGCGUGCUCAUCCUGCUCCUCUGCUGCCUUCCCUGCUGGGCGCUCUUCAUCAACACCCAGCACAUCCUGUUGAUCUUCAGGCAGGACCCCGACGUGUCCAGGCUCACCCAGACCUAUGUCAAUGUCUUCAUUCCAGCUCUUCCUGCGACCUUUCUUUAUACAUUACAAGUUAAAUACUUGCUCAACCAGGGAAUUGUUCUGCCUCAGAUUCUGACUGGAGUCGCAGCCAACUUUGUCAAUGCCUUCACCAACUAUCUCUUUCUCUAUCAGCUGCAUCUUGGGGUGAUGGGUUCCGCGCUGGCCAAUACGAUCUCCCAGUUCACCCUGGCCCUCCUCCUCUUUCUCUACAUCCUUGGGAGAAAACUGCACCAAGCCACCUGGGGAGGGUGGUCCCUCGAGUGCCUGCAGGACUGGGCCUCCUUCCUGCGCCUGGCCAUCCCCAGCAUGCUUAUGCUAUGUAUCGAGUGGUGGGCCUUCGAGAUUGGCAGCUUCCUGUGCGGUGUCCUCGGCAUGGUGGAGCUGGGAGCCCAGUCCAUCGUUUAUGAGCUGGCCGUCAUCAUGUACAUGGUCCCCAGUGGCUUCAGUGUGGCAGCCAGUGUCCGGGUAGGAAAUGCAUUGGGUGCUGGGAACAUCGAGCAGGCAAAGAAGUCCUCAGCGAUUGUCCUGCUGGCUACAGUGCUUUUUGCUGUAUUCUUUUGUGUCCUGAUGUUAAGCUGUAAGGAUCUGGUGGGCUACAUUUUCACUACUGACCGAGACAUCAUCGCUCUGGUGGCUCAGGUGGUCCCCAUUUAUGCUGUGUCCCACCUCUUUGAAGGGCUUGCUUGUGCGAGCGGCGGCAUUCUGCGGGGCACUGGAAACCAGAAGGUUGGAGCCAUCUUUAAUGCCAUUGGGUACUACGUGAUUGGCCUCCCCAUCGGGAUCGCGCUCAUGUUUGCCACCAAGCUUGGCGUGAUCGGUCUGUGGUCAGGAAUGGUGAUCUGCAUCAUCUCUCAGGCUGUGUGCUUUCUAGCUUUCAUUGCUCGGCUCAACUGGAAACACGCCUGUCAACAGGCUCAAGUGAAUGCUAAUUUGAAGGUAAAUAUGGCUGUGAAUGGGAAUUCUGCCGUCUGUCAGGAUCCUGCUCAGCCAGUGGGUCCUGAGAACCAUGGAGAAAUUUUAAUGAGAGAUAUUGGCACAAAGGAUGAGACUCAUUUGGAUCAACAGGUGCACCAGCAACAACCUUUGCCUAUCCAUCCAAAAGAGAGCAAUAUUUUGUCUAGGAAGCAGCUGGUGCUCCGACGAGGGCUCCUGCUUCUGGGGCUUGUUUUAGUCUUGGUGGCAGGGAUUUUAGUGAGAAUAUAUGUCAGAAUUCCGUGA
Molecule: messenger RNA, 1809 nt
Organism: Castor canadensis (American beaver)
Lineage: Eukaryota; Metazoa; Chordata; Mammalia; Rodentia; Castoridae
Source: RefSeq, a predicted model, not a curated record